AACAACAAUUAACAGAUCUGUGCAACCACACUAAAAUAGUAGUAAUGGCUCAAGGAAGAGGAAGGAUUCUGAAGAUUCUGUUCCUGUUGAUACUCUGUCUGCAAGACUUCACUGGUCAAUGCCAAGUUUCAGGCCAGCCCUCUGACCUGAGGAUAGUUCUGCUGGGAAAGACUGGAGCAGGGAAGAGUGCAACAGGAAACACCAUCCUGGGGAGGGAGGGGUUUAAGGUGGAGGCUUCUCCAGUGUCUGUGACUGCACAGAGUGAGAAACAGAGUGGAGUGGUGGAUGGUAGGAAGAUUGAUGUCAUCGACACCCCGGGAGUCUAUGACACUAACAUUUCUCCAGAAGAGAUGACAAGUGAAAUAGUCAGGUGUAUAGAAAUGUCAGUCCCAGGACCUCACGCCUUCCUGCUGGUGAUCAGACUGGGGAGGUUCACAGAGGAGGAGCAGAACACUGUGAAGUGGAUCCAGGAGAACUUUGGAGAAGAAGCUUCAAUGUACACCAUCUUGCUGUUCACACAUGGAGAUCAACUGAAGGGCAAAUCAGUGGAGGAGUGUAUUGGUGAACCAGGCGAGGCACUUCAGAAACUCAUCAAAGUCUAUGAGAACAGGUUUCAUGUCUUUAACAAUAGAGAGAGUGAGGACCGCACUCAGGUCACAGAGCUGCUGGACAAGAUAGGGAAGAUGGUGGAGAAGAAUGGAGGACAUCACUACACCAGUAAGAUGAGACAGGAGGAGGAGAGGAAGAGACAGGAGGAGGAGAGGAAGAUACAGGAGGAGGAGAGGAAGAGACAGGAGGAGGAGAGGAGGAGACAGGAGGAGGAGAGGAAGAGACAGGAGGAGGAGAGGAAGAGACGGGAGGAGGAGAGGAAGAGACAGGAGGAGGAGAGGAGGAGACAGGAGGAGGAGAGGAAGAGACGG
Messenger RNA from Coregonus clupeaformis (lake whitefish), 920 nucleotides. RefSeq names its product GTPase IMAP family member 4. The annotation marks the transcript as partial. The record is from RefSeq and is a predicted model, not a curated record. Gene Ontology annotation, molecular function: GTP binding. The transcript has 7 exons. NCBI's taxonomy places the organism in Eukaryota, Metazoa, Chordata, Actinopteri, Salmoniformes, Salmonidae.